GAACAGGAUGUUGAUUACGACGCCUUCAUCAUAUACAGCUCUGCAGACGAAAAGUGGGUUUAUAAGAUUCUCUGUCCAAUUCUUGAAGAAAAACAUGGUUUGAGGUGUUGUGUUCACCAUAGAGAUUUUGUUGUUGGAAAACCGUUUCGCGAAAACAUGGCCGACAGUGUUUAUAAAAGCAGGAAAAUCAUUGCUGUUGUGUCCCGCAACUUUUUCAAAAGUAAAUAUUGCAGUCAGGAAAUGGAUAUGGCUUUAGGCCGAUCAUUGAAUAGAGGAGAUGACAGUGUUAUUGUGAUUAAAUAUGACGGUGUUGACACAAGGAAGCUUCCUAAAGCACUGAGGCAGAGAAGCUAUAUUGAUUACCCAAAGUUGAUUGAAAAGGAAAUGUGGGAGAGAAGGCUUAUCGACUGUUUAAAG
Molecule: messenger RNA, 417 nt
Organism: Porites evermanni
Lineage: Eukaryota; Metazoa; Cnidaria; Anthozoa; Scleractinia; Poritidae
Source: the annotation of a GenBank genome assembly